This is a messenger RNA of Closterium sp. NIES-65, 1026 nucleotides long. The record is from the annotation of a GenBank genome assembly. NCBI's taxonomy places the organism in Eukaryota, Viridiplantae, Streptophyta, Zygnematophyceae, Desmidiales, Closteriaceae.
AUGGGGGUCCAAAAGGACAGAACCGGCGUGUGCAUAUGGGCUCCCGCAUGUCUUGAUACUAGCAACCCUGAGUGUGGGCCAUUCCUCCCCGUGGUGGGGGAGGAUGGCUUCAAACCUCAACCGCCAGUCCUCCCUGUGGUGGGGGAGAAUGGCUUUAAGCUGCAAUGGCCAGUCCUCCCUGUGGUAGGCGAGGAUGGCUUAAUGCCUCUGAUCGCCACCAUGCCUCUAGCAGCCAGUCCUCCAUGUGGUGGGGGAGGAAGGCUCAAUGCCUCAAACAACCAGCCCCUUCCAAGGCAUGUGACUGUCAAACUAUACCCAUGCAGACCAGAGCGCACAAGGGCGCGGACAGCAGCAGAGCGGCAACAGGCAGCACAGGCACGGGCAGCAACGGGCAGCAACGGGCAGCACAGGCACGGGCAGCAACGGGCAGCAACAGGCAGCACAGACUCGGGCAGCAACGGGCGGCAACAGGCAGCACAAGCACGGGCAGCAACGGGCGGCAACGGGCAGCACAGGCACGAGCAGCAACAGGCAGCAACAGGCAGCACAGGCUCGGGCAGCAACGAGCGGCAACGGGCAGCACAGGCACGGGCAGCAACAGGCAGCAACGGGCAGCACAGGCACAGGCAGCAACGGGCGGCAACAGGCAGCAUAGGCACGGGCAGCAACAGGCAGCACAGGCACGGGCAGCAACGGGCGGCAACGGGCAGCACAGGCACGGGCAACAACGGGCGGCAAUGGGCAGCAACGGGCGGCAACGGGCAGCACAGGCACGGGCAGCAACGGGGCGGCAACGGGCAGCACAGGCACGGGCAGCAACGGGCGGCAACGGGCAACACAGGCACGGGCAGCAACGGGCGGCAACGGGCAGCACAGGCACGGGCAGCAACGGGCGGCAACGGGCAGCACAGGCACGGGCAGCAACAGGCAGCAACAGGCAGCACAGGCUCGGGCAGCAAUGGGCGGCAACAGGCAGCACAGGCACGGGCAGCAACGGGCGGCAACGGGCAGUACAGGCACGGGUAG